Aplysia californica (California sea hare) is the source of this 1909-nucleotide messenger RNA. RefSeq names its product NXPE family member 1-like. Bases 72 to 1007 code for a protein of 311 amino acids. NCBI's taxonomy places the organism in Eukaryota, Metazoa, Mollusca, Gastropoda, Aplysiida, Aplysiidae. The record is from RefSeq and is a predicted model, not a curated record. The transcript is spliced from 2 exons.
UGAACGUAAAUAAACAGCACGACAGCAGGAAUAUAAGCAACAACAACGACGACAACAACAACAACAGGUACAUGAAUUGCAUGGACUACGACGACAACGGUGCCACAACGACUACGACGACAACAACAACGAGAACGUCGAGAGUGACGAAAACAUUCAAAACCCCAGCUUCAGCCCGUCCAGACGUCAUAGUUAACAAUUUAUGUUCAAGAACGAGUGCCAUCAACACUAUCCCGCCCUGCUACAAGUUCAGCCCGUUGUCCACCUGGGAGUCUGAUGGGCCGAGAGGUUUCUUCGACCAUGCACUCACAUGGCACUCAACAAUCUGCAAAGAGCCCAAACUCGUCCCUCAGUUUUUAAACAGCUGCCUGCAAAACACACACGUCUGGCUGCUUGGCGAUUCUAAUAUUCUGCGCUUUUUCUUUCUAUUCUUUGAACUCACAAACUGCAAGUGGUAUCUUGGUAAUAUGACUAGUCCAUGGCCCACAUACCGGUACUGUAACAUUACGGAUAUCAACUUCACAAUGACCUUCCAUCCGCACGAAUACCACAAUUACAUCCAGCACCAAAUUCACCCCACGAUCACAUCCCCCGGGUUUCCCGCCUUACUGGACGCCAUACCUUCGACGGGCAAACAAAUAGUGGUCGCUCAUUACUACGCCCACUACACUACAGCACAUCUCAUUGUUCUGUGGGAGCGGCUUACAGCACUGAGGGACGCCAUAAAACGUUUGGUGUCUCGAAACCCAGAAGCUGUUGUCGCUUUCCGAGGUCCUCACGCCGUCACGAAGGACUGGGAGAUCAACCAUUCUGUCGGGGGAGACGUCCUGAUCACUUUGUACCUCCCCAUGAUACGAGAGAUAUUCGCUGAACUCAUGGACAAAGUGGUUUUCCUAGACGGGUGGGAGAUGUCAGUCGCCCUGGAAAAUACCCUUCUCCAUCCCACCGACAAAAUCCCCAUUGCAAUGAUCAGAACACUUUUGGGGUUUGCGUGUGAAGUCAAAUAACGAACCACUAACAAUUAGAUUUAUUUAUUAUAGAGGUACCAGUUAUCCAUGUUUAGUACUUUUUUAAGGCUAGAUCAAGUGAAAAGAUCAAACAAGUACAAUAGUUUAAAUAUCUGGAAUAUGUCAUUUGAUCUACAUCUGAUGCCAAAAGUUUCUACAGAAAUAAAAUGAGUUACCUCUGAAUGCUGCCCAAUCACUAGAGACUGUCAAAAUUAACAGAAGCAACAGAAAUGUGGUUUUUAGGAGACUGCCGAGAAUUUCUUGGAAGAAUAGACAUCAAAUUAUGAGGUAGUUUUUAAAGAAGCCCGCGGGGGCCGAUGGCUGAUAAAUAUAAUCAGGAAAAGACAUGAUGUAGUUUCUGGGAUGAGUAGACAUAAAUACCUUUAAACAUCAAACUUUCAAUGGUUAAAUAGAAGGUAAACGAGGCACGGGGUGAACACAAAGCAACCUACUUGCAGAGCCUAAACAGAUAGGUGGCGGGAAAGAUCAGCUAAUGUAGCUUUUUUGAGAGUAUCUGAGCAAAGGGACGAAUGGAGAAUCAAGAUCGUCGAUAUCUGUCACAGAUCUGGCCACUUGAAGAUGAUAAGCCCCGCCAGAUUAUCAAUGACAGACAGAGGGUCAGUUGUUUGGAGUACAUGAACUAUUCGCUUCGUGAUGCGAAGAUCGGAGGUUCCAGUCCUGUAGAACUCAAUAGACCCAACCCCCAUCUUGAAGUCUUGAAGUUAUUCACGAGAGAUCAAAUCACUUUCAGCCCACCGCCGUGUGAGUGUUGUCAUGAGAAGACGUGAACCCCCAACAGAUCCCAUGAUAAUUAUCUGUAUGUCCACAAAUUUACAAUGUUGUGGGCAUGGAAGCUGGAGACAGAUACAGAGAGGGGGGUGAGGGGGUAGAAAAGAUUGAGA